UUAUAUCUUGGCAACACUGACAUUUACUGAAGGAAUUUGAAGAAAUAGAAAGAAGUCGCUAAUUUAUGUUAGACGGCGUCUUUAUUUUGAGUUUCAUAUUGCUUAACUUCAGACAAAAGUUGCGAAACAAUACACAUUGCCCUUGAAUACAUUUACAAUUUAAUUUUGGCUAUAAAAACAUCCAAUAUGGGCGAUCAGCAGUUUUUCUUAAAAUGGAACGAUUUUCAAACGAAUAUGGUGACAUCGUUCAGGCAUUUGAGGGACGAGAAGAGUUUUACAGACGUAACACUGGCAUGUGAAGGACAGACAUGUAAGGCACACAAAAUGGUGCUCUCAGCGUGUAGUCCAUAUUUUAAAAGCUUAUUAGAGGAGAACCCUUCAAAGCACCCCAUAAUAAUCCUGAAGGAUGUCUCAUAUCUGCACCUGCAGGCGAUCCUCGAGUUCAUGUACGCGGGCGAAGUGAAUGUGUCUCAAGAGCAGCUACCGGCCUUCCUCAAGACAGCUGCAAGGCUUAAGGUGAAGGGGCUCGCCGAACCUCCACCACAAAUGCCGAGCAUCAAACGAGAAGGCUAACCCACCGUCAGUGAGCAAGUGCCCUAAAGACUCUAGUGAUGAUAGAAACACCAAUGUAACAUACCAAUAACAUUCAUCUCCCCCGCUUAUUUUAUGGACUGCAAAUUUUAUAAGGCUUUAGACAUGCAGCUAGUGUAUAAAAAUAUGACUGUAUGACCUGUUUUACUUUGACAUACCGAGAUAAAUAAAAUAAAAAAAAAAUAAGAAAUCACAUUUAACGGAAUUCCCUCUCGAACAUAGAGAAUGAUCUGAAUUCAUCAAUUAUCUGUCAGUAUUUAUGUCUAUUGAUGAGUAAUUGAUGAUAUAUGCGGAUGGCUACGCGGUAUCCGGUCAAAUUUUGUCACAGAUUAUACAAUUAUUACUAUAUAAAUUUUAUGACUUUAUAAGUUAGAUAUUUAAAAUCUAAUCGCCGUGGUAAAGUUGAGUGUGGAAUAAAUUACACUAGUCAUAUGAAUACAAUAAAAAAUAAGUUAAAUUCUUGAUACUGUGACUGGUAUAAACGGAGAUUUUUAUUUGUAUUGGUUGUUGUUCAUAUUAAAUCGCGUACAUUCAUAAAAUAGGCGACGGUUACCACUUUCCACCAGACCGGCCAUCAGCUUGUUUGCCAGUCUAUGUUGCAUAAAAAACAAGUCUAUUUUCGGCAAAAUAUUUAUUUACAUUAUUAAGAAUGAAAAAUAAAAAGCUGCUUGUCUAUUGCCAAAAAUCAUAAAUAGUUAUAUCUAUUCAUAUAUAUGUUAUAUUUCCCUUUAACGUUUAGAAGUAAACAUUUUGCAUUUUAAGUCAAUAUGAAUUGAAUCAGCUACGCUGCGUGAAAAUAUGUAUACAUAGUGUCAACAUCGAUAUAAGAAUAUUAAAUUAAAAAAAAAUCUUUAACAGCUGCCAAGAUCGAUCUUAAUUUAAAAAAAUAUAUUAUUACAUUUCUAUCGCAUAUCAAGUCCCUUACGGAAUAGGUCCCAUAGUUUAGAUACCCUCAAAGUGCGGUUAGAUCAUAGAUACUUGUUCAUUCUUCAUUCAUAGUUUCAAAGAUUUUCUAAUUAUCAAUUCAAUUUCAUUCAAGGCAACCAAAGUAGCCAUUAAAAUAUGAGAUCCCAAAAUAGAUUUAAGUGUUACUAUUGAACGCACAUUGGGGUUGAUUAGGAAAUAUUUCUCUCUAAAAUUCAUAGAUUUUUUAGAAAAUUACUUCGCAAUACAGAGGGACCAAUUCUAAAUUGUGUGUUUAUAAUUAGUGAAUUUUAGAGAUAAAUAUAGUAUGAAUUCAGAAUAUUCUCCGUUUAGUCAGCAAACAAAUUGUUGAAAUAGUUUUGGUUACUACUCACAUAAGAAAGAAGAAAUGAUAGGAUAUUGUCAUCUCAUUCUAUUGUAUGGACUUGCUAAAGAUAACGCUUCUAUCGAUAGAUUCGUUCGUUACUUGUCUGAAAAAAAAAGGGGGAGACAUUAUAAAUAAGUGGCAUAACCUUAUUAUAUCCUUAAUAAAAGAAAUUUAAGAAUACUGCUAGUUUUACAAUUAUCGCUUUGCAUAGGCAAAGUGUCGAGUAUUUAGUAAACAUAUGUUUAUUUUUUCAUUUCUUAAUAUUUUUGUCUCUUUCCGUAUUAGUACAUAUAGUAUUUAGUGAAUUUUAGAUAACUUUUUAGAUAUUUAAAAACAUGCUUAAUUUAUUAUUUAUAUUUACAUGUUCAUAGCAACCUAUGAUUUGCCGGAGAGAUCAAUUAUACACACAGAGCGAAACGCUAUCCACGAAAUGGCCGUACAAUGCUAUAAGGACCUAUUCCGACAAUGCGAUAGUAUCAUUUUCGAAGGUCAAUAAGUAGGCGCUAAUCUAUUGUUUUAUUCGUUAAUCAAAUUACAAACAAUAGAGUCCAAUCUGAAGCACCAUUGUCUCUCAAAUUAAAAUUCAAUUUUAAUAAAUCAAAUCUUUGAUAGUAUUGUGUAAGAACUAUUUUACAUUUACAGUAGAAUCUCGAUAAUCCGAAUCAAAUAAAAAUGGGUAUUCCGUAUAAUCGAAAUUCCCGAUAAUCGAUUUCAAAAUCAAACAAUAAUUAAAUUUUAAUAUGUAUUUUAUUAUUAAAUAAUUAUUAAGUGCGUUAUUUAGACAAUACGAUGUAAAAAUAAAUUACGAGCUUUAAAAAUAAUGGAUUAGAAAAUACCUAUUUACUCAAUUAAUACAUAAUAACAUUUCUAAAUCGGUAAUUAGAGCUGUGAUGAAUAAGUCCGAAUAAUCGAAUAUUCGGAUAAUCGACAUUCUAUUGUAGUUGUCAUACUACCAUACCAUAUUAGUAUUGCUAUACUAUCAAAUUAUGAUUGCAGUUUUAGAACCAAGUUUAGGGAAUGGUACUACAAAAUCAACACAGCUGUACAGAUUGUACAGUCUGUAGAUUUACAGAUAAAGAUCGAAUCGCAUCACAUGUUUGAUUUUUUCAUGUAUUAAAUACAUAAAUAAUAUUUGAUACACAGCAUUUUCGUUUAACACUGAUGUGAUAGCAAUGCGUCCCUGCCUUAUUUCACUCCAAACUCCAUAAGUUACCUAACAACCAAAGUAUAUUAAAAUUAGCUUAUAUCUUAGCUCGCUUAGGGAUGCCCCAACAUGCUACCACGUCAGUAGAUAUAGAUCUAUCCACCGAUAGUUGCCUUACGAUUAUUUACUCAUAAUGCGAUUGUAUAUCGAUUUUUGGUGUUGAUAUUGUAACAUUGAGAAUAAUAAAACCUAUUUAAAUCUAUUCAAAUGGCGACUGAUAACUUAAUGCAAUACAAUCGAUUUAAUAGACUAAUUUACCGUUUAAUCGAGUAACGUUUGUUCAGUCGAUAAUCGAUCGAUUUAUCAUAUACAAAACGUGCAGAUACGAUUGAAUGUUUUGAAGUAAUCGAUAUUAGCAAAUUAAAUGAAAAGAAAAUUGCUUUUUAUAUAGACUGAUUGUGGUUUUAUAAGUAUCAAAAAUUUCGUCUUUUUUUUUUAAUUUUUAAUACUUCAUUAUCCAUAUUAAUGUAAACAUUAGUUUUCACGUAAAUUUUGUACCAUGAAUUCAAAUUGAAAAUGGCUAAUGUAUUUCUUUUUUAAUAUAAUUUUGUAAUCGAAUUAGGCGACACAUAUUGACGAAUAUAUACUGCAAUUUGACUAUGUUAAUUUAAUUAACGUAAAAGAGUAAUAACUAAAUUAUUCUACAUUUACACUAAAUACACUAAAUUAUCCUAUAAUUUUCCAUUUUAAAAACAAAAUGUUGAAUUUCGAAUAGUAGAAUAGCUAGUGGGAGCUACUCUAUGUAACUCACAUUACAACUGCGUGGUCUUUUAUGUUUGUAUAAAAAUACUAGCUAUUGCCCGCGGCUGUACACGCAUUAUGUCAUGUUUCAUUUUAACUAGAAAUAUAAUAUUCAAAAAUCUUUUCUUAAUGCUUACGUUAUAAACUAAACAUAUGUUUCAAAAUUUCAGUUUUCUAGACUUAGUAGCUUUGGUUGUGCGUUGAUAGUCAGGAGAAACAGUUUUAUGAGUAUAAAUGAUUUUCCAAAACCGUCCGCCAGAGGCGCAGUUUAAUUUUCAAUAAAAAUUAUCGACGUAAACUAACACAGUUGUAACAUAAAUAUACGUUAAACUCACGCUAGCCACUCAACAGAUUCUGGCGCGCCAUUUCUUUAAUCUCUUAAUUUGAUAAUUUUGCGUUAUAACUGAUCCCCCUAUCCAUGAAAACUUACACUUCCUAUAAAUCUAUUUUAACUAUUGAAGUGUUGUGUCACUUUUAAAUUGAGAAUUUUGCUCAAAAGAAAAGGACAUGUUUUGUCCUUUUCUUCAAUAGCUAAAAUACGAAUAAAUUUUACGAGAAGUUUGACGUUUUCGAUGAAUAAGGCGGGUAAAUUUAUAAUAAUUUUGCCUUAAAUGUAUUACUAGAAAUUAAUUAAUAUUGGACCUUAAAGAUUUCGCUUUGUUAUCAAAUUCUAAUUUAAAAAAAUAGGUUUAAAGAAAAGGCUCUUCAGAAUUUGUUUACAAUUUGUUCACAGUAUAUGUCAAACUGUAUGUUUACUUAUUGUAAACCUUUAGACGUAUAUUACAAGUGAAAUAUGCGAUACAUGUAUUAUUUAUAUAACCAUAUUUAACUAUCUUUUUAUAAAAAUGCAAUGAAUGUUGCCACUGCAUUUUAAUAUUUAUAUGUAUUGUUAUUUCUAAUUUCUAAAACUAAAAAUUCGAUUUGAUUUUCCUGUAAUAUGAUUCUUCUCAUAUAUAUUCCAGUGUAUUUUAUGUUUUUAAAAUAGAUAAUCUUCCUUUCCUUACCAUCUUUUUGCCCGAAUUUUGAUGCCUGUAUAUCUUGCUCUUAUAUAUAUAUUUUUUAAUUUCAUUUUUGGCACUUUUUUAUGAAACAUUAAUAUAAGUUUUAUUCGAAAUUAUUAAUUUUUAUUGAUGUGCAUGAGGGUGUAGUGCAAAUGUGCAGUGCUUCACCACGUAUGUAUGUUUUUACAUAUCUUUUCUCACACUAAAAAGAUAAUAUUGUGGUUGCUAUGUAAUGUACAAUUUAGUAUACAAGUGCAAUUCCUUUCGAUUUUAAAACAAAAUCAACUGUAAACUCCUGCGUGUCGAUCUCAAAUCAUAUCUAGCGUCAUAUCUACUCCAGUUUCAUUUAAAACUAUAUUUAAGUUUGACUUGUACUUUUUAGUUCAGCACAUUUUUUUUUUCUUUUGUUUUGUCGUGUCUCUAAUAUGCUUCAUUCAGUCAUGGGCCCAGUAAACUGUUUGAUCGAACACAUUUAUGUAAUUGUAUAAACCUUGAAUAGUCUCAAGCUAUUUCACUGUAUUUAUGUUUUAAAAGGUUUUAGUGUGUUAAUAAAUUUGUCGUAUUCCAGCUUGGACAUAGAGUGCAAACAGCUUACAAUAUAUAAAAAUAUUGCCAGGUAGAACUGGGCAAGUGACAUGUAUAUAAUGCAGAUUCUAAGCAUUUUUUGUCAGAAUUGAACCUUUGUUAAGUCCUCCCCUCCCAUCUGUAUUGUUAGAAAUAUUGUAAAAAUGUAAAUCGAAUAUUUUUAGACGACAGAGUAAAGGUAUGUGCUGAAUAAUCAAGCAACACUUAGUUUGUAAUGAUUGAAAUUAUGAAGAUUUGUAAUUUUAGAUAAUACAGAAAGGUAACUAAAGUAA
Messenger RNA from Galleria mellonella (greater wax moth), 5685 nucleotides. Its product is annotated as longitudinals lacking protein-like. Lineage: Eukaryota; Metazoa; Arthropoda; Insecta; Lepidoptera; Pyralidae. Gene Ontology annotation, molecular function: protein binding. The transcript is spliced from 5 exons. The record is from RefSeq and is a predicted model, not a curated record. Bases 187 to 573 code for a protein of 128 amino acids. Gene Ontology annotation, cellular component: nucleus. Gene Ontology annotation, biological process: regulation of transcription by RNA polymerase II.